Drosophila sechellia is the source of this 2333-nucleotide messenger RNA. RefSeq names its product solute carrier family 30 member 1 (gene ZnT63C). NCBI's taxonomy places the organism in Eukaryota, Metazoa, Arthropoda, Insecta, Diptera, Drosophilidae. The record is from RefSeq and is a predicted model, not a curated record. Gene Ontology annotation, biological process: detoxification of zinc ion; intracellular zinc ion homeostasis; zinc ion transmembrane transport. Gene Ontology annotation, cellular component: membrane. The transcript is spliced from 6 exons. The coding region runs from base 11 to 1360 and encodes 449 amino acids. Gene Ontology annotation, molecular function: zinc ion transmembrane transporter activity.
UUUCUCCAAAAUGGCCAAGUACUCGGGCAAAAAAUGCCGGCUGCUCUCGAUGAUGUGGCUCACGGCGUUCUUCUUCUUCGUCGAGAUCAUUGUGGGCUAUGUGACCAAUUCGAUGGCUCUGGUGGCGGAUAGUUUCCACAUGCUGGGCGACAUCGCCGCCCUGGUCAUAUCAUUCCUGUCUGUGAAGAUGUCACCGAAAAAGUGGUCAAAGAACACCUUCGGCUGGGCCAGGGCAGAAGUCUUGGGAGCUUUGGUCAACGCCGUUUUCCUGGUGGCCCUGUGCUUCAGCAUCACCAUCGAGGCUUGCAAAAGAUUCAUUGAGGAGGAGCCGAUUCACGAGCCUGAACUGCUUGUUAUCGUGGGAGCCCUGGGUCUUCUGGUGAAUGUGAUUGGACUUUGUCUGCUUUACGAGCACGGCGGUCACCAUGGUCACUCACAUGGCGGCGGACUCACACGUAACCACAGCCGACUCACUGAGUUGGCCAACAUGGACGAGGGCGAGGAUGAGCAGAACGACUUUGCCUACGAGAAGCCGAAGGAAAAGGCACCGGUCAAGAAAUCCAGCCAUGGACACAGCCAUGAUCCCGGCCAGAUGAAUAUGCGCGGCGCCUUUUUGCACGUUUUGAGCGAUGCCCUUGGCAGCAUCAUUGUCGUAAUCAGUGCUGUCGUGGUGUGGAAGACGCAGUGGAAGUACCGAUACUACAUGGAUCCCGCUCUGUCCAUCGUUCUGGUUGUCCUGAUCCUGCACUCCGUGUGGCCGCUGCUACGCGAGUCCGCCUUGAUUCUGCUUCAAACAGUGCCCACCCACAUCCAGGUGGACGCCAUUCAGAAGAGGCUUCUGGAGAAAGUUGAUGGCGUGCUGGCUGUGCACGAGUUCCAUGUGUGGCAACUGGCUGGCGACCGCAUCAUCGCCUCUGCCCAUAUUAGGUGCCGAAACCUUUCGGAGUACAUGAAGAUUGCCGAAAAGGUGAAGGAGUUCUUCCACAACGAGGGUAUCCACUCCACCACCAUCCAGCCGGAGUUCAGCGAGAUUGAAGGCUGCAACAUGUCUGAUGGCACCUCCAGCAUCAACAUGAGCGGCUCCGACUGCUGCGCGUUGGAUUGUCCCACCACGGAAGAAGGAUGUGUCAAGGCCACGUGCUGCCAAAACAACAACAAAUUGAACCAACUGCCCUCACCCACCAACUCGCCGUAUCUGUGCCGCCAGCGGAAUGCCGCCCGACAGGCCGGCGAUGUGGAGGCGGGUUCCCUGCUGGAGGCCACAUCCAGUGGCAACCAGGGAACCUCUGGCGGUGCCAGCGCAGGAGCUCCCGUGGUUGCGAUAGGGGCCACGUCAACCCCGAAAAGCGAUUUGGUUUGACGACAGCCACAUCAGGCGCAACAACAUGUACACUUUGCCACGACCAAAACGGAAACCGCAACCGCAACAACAAAGGCCGCCACAACAGCAGCAGCAACAUCAAUACGUGAUAUAAUGUACGAGCCGUGCGCCAACAACCAAGUGGUCUCCAGCGCACAGGUGGACGUCAAUCUCGGCCUGACGGUGACCGCCCAGCGGCGGCGGGAGCUUCAGUUGCAGGCCGAACAGCAGUAUCAGGAGCAGGUGUCACCACUGAGUACCAGGAAUGGCGACGAGGUGGCACUCUAAUUAGGAGCCUAGUUUAACGUUAAUUGUGCAAACCGCUGCAAUGGAGACUGGUCUGCCAUGGUGCAGCUUUAGUGUUUUUUUGUAUCAUUAUUUGUUCUUAGUGGAAUUUAGGCGUAAAUGAGAGUGGGAGAGUGGCUAGUUUAAUUAAAGUGAAAUCAAAAAAUGAAUAUGAAAAUGAAGAACACGAGUAUCUAUUAGUGCGGAAAACACAAAGUUUAAAGGAACAUGCUGUUCAGGAUGUCAUUCAUAUACUAUAUAGUAUGUUAAACCUAUUCGAUUGUAGUUAAUUGCAUUAGUUUAGAUCGAUAAGUGAGCCCAACCAGCAGAGAAUAUAUAUGUACUACGUUUUUUACAUUUUGAGAAAGUUUAUACAUACGUGAAAUAAAUUAUUGUAUUCAAUAGUUACCUACGGAUUAGCAAAUGACUAAAGACAGUUUACAAAAUACAUAGGUAUAAACGCAUGUGUGUUUGUGUAUUGUUAGGCAUAGUCCCUAAAUCUUAGUAGUUAUAAUGCUAUCUGUAAAUGUUUUUACCACAACCGAGAACCUAGUUUCUAUUUAAUUUUAAUCGUAUCGAACUUUAUAAUGACUAUACAUUUAAUGCAAACAUCAUGUAUUAUUUUAUGAUCUGCAUUAAUUUUCACAUGUAUAUGUUUGUAAAUAAAAGCCAAACAUAAUCAAACCAA